Molecule: messenger RNA, 1946 nt
Organism: Larimichthys crocea (large yellow croaker)
Lineage: Eukaryota; Metazoa; Chordata; Actinopteri; Sciaenidae
Gene: parvaa
Product: parvin, alpha a
Exons: 13
Coding region: 212-1327 (371 amino acids)
Biological process (GO): establishment or maintenance of cell polarity regulating cell shape; cilium assembly; actin cytoskeleton organization
Cellular component (GO): cytoplasm; focal adhesion; actin cytoskeleton
Molecular function (GO): actin binding
Source: RefSeq, a predicted model, not a curated record
GCCCCCCGGCUUCCCGCGCUCAGCAGCGGCAGCAGCAGCGGCCUGUCCCGGGCCCUCCUCCGCAGAGGAGGGGCCACACUCCGCAGCCAACUUCGGGGGAGAAAAUGUCUGGAAUUCCGUUUCCGCUUUAGGGAGUGGACGGUGAUUUUUUUUUUUCCACGUCAAACUCUGGACAGUUUAGUUUGAGUCUGUCCCGGAUUAAAACACGACGAUGGCGUCCUCGCCUCAGAAGUCCCCGUCCUCUCCGAAAUCACCGACCCCUAAGUCCCCGUCCUCCCGCAAGAAGGAUGACUCUUUCCUGGGGAAACUUGGAGGAACUUUGGCGAGGAGAAAAAAGGCUAAAGAAGUGUCCAGCUUCAGGAGGAGGGAUAAACGCCAUCAACCUUCCUCUCAGCCCGUCCCACAUGAGCUCGACCCCGAGGACACCAUGCUCGAGGAGAAUGAAGUGCGCACCAUGGUGGACCCAAACUCCAAGAAUGACCGCAAAUUGCAGGAGCUCAUGAAGGUGCUGAUCGACUGGAUAAACGAUGUUCUGGUCGGGGAGCGGAUCAUCGUCAAAGAUCUGGCUGAAGAUCUGUACGAUGGACAAGUCCUGCAGAAACUGUUCGAGAAGCUGGAGGGUGAGAAACUGAACGUGGCCGAGGUGACCCAGUCGGAGAUCGCCCAGAAACAGAAGCUGCAGACGGUUUUGGAACGAAUCAACGACUCGCUCAAACUUUCCACCAGGAACAUUCGCUGGAACGUCGACUCCGUCCAUGCUAAGAGUAUAGUUGCCAUUCUGCACCUGCUGGUGGCGCUGUCGCAACAUUUCAGAGCUCCGAUCAGAUUGCCGGACCACGUUUCUAUUCAAGUCGUGGUCGUCCAGAAAAGAGAGGGCAUCCUUCAGUCCAGACAAAUCCAAGAGGAAAUCACCGGCAACACAGAGGCUUUCUCUGGCAGACAUGAGCGUGACGCCUUCGACACCCUGUUCGACCACGCUCCAGAUAAACUCAACGUCGUCAAGAAGACAUUGAUCACCUUUGUGAACAAACACCUGAACAAGCUCAACCUGGAGGUGUCUGAGUUGGACACACAGUUCGCAGACGGUGUUUAUCUGGUGCUGCUGAUGGGGCUGUUGGAGGGAUACUUUGUGCCGCUCUACAACUUUUUCCUCACACCAGAGAACUUUGACCAAAAGGUCCACAACGUGUCCUUCUCCUUCGAGCUGAUGCAGGACGGCGGUCUGGAGAGACCAAAGCCACGACCAGAGGAUAUCGUGAACUGUGACCUUAAAUCGACACUGCGCGUCCUUUACAACCUCUUCACCAGGUACCGGAACGUAGACUGAGCACCACGUUUGACGAAGAGGGAACACUUUAUACCACGGACCACACGUUAAAGCUUAAAUAUGAUUUUUUUUUUCUUUCUUUCUAUUUGUUGUAAAAAUCUGUUUUUAUCUGAAUGCAUGCGUCACAUUUUGUCCAAUGUAUCGCACACAAAUUUUUGUUAAAUUCCUGCAGAGACAUUCGGCUCCUGUGCCACAAAACGCUUGGUUUUUUAUUGUAAAUUGGGCAUUUAUGAACUAAAUAAGAUAGCCGAUAUUAAUGUUUAGUUAGGUCGUAUUUUCCCCCUUUAUCGACAGCACGAAGGGGAGAUUUUAGAUGAACAACACGUAUCUGUUAAUCCAGAAAAGAAAAAUUGUAACUGUAUUUAUUGUACAUUUUUGAUACACUCUUUUCAUUCUUUCUUCUCUGCUUUUUGUUCUUUGUCAUUCGUAAGUGCCUUUAUUUAAACAUGUGAACACGGUCUGAUCCCGAUGCUUCGUAUCGGGGACGUACGUGUCUCCCCGGUUUGUCUUAACGCUUCAGAUUUUCUUUUGCACGUGUGGAGGAACAUUUGAAAUAUUUGACCAAAGCUCUGUUGUUGUAUUCGCACUGUAAAACUACAUAAAGGCUUUACUCAGCAGA